Molecule: messenger RNA, 2604 nt
Organism: Mya arenaria
Lineage: Eukaryota; Metazoa; Mollusca; Bivalvia; Myida; Myidae
Exons: 19
Coding region: 5-2434 (809 amino acids)
Cellular component (GO): membrane
Source: RefSeq, a predicted model, not a curated record
CAAAAUGGAAUUUAUUAGGACUGUUUGUUCAUUGGUACUGUUUUGUUUAAUAUUACGUAUUGCCUGCUCGACCCCAGAGUUUCUGGGUGGAUACUUGACAUAUAGCCUAGAAGAUAGGGACAACGUCAUUUAUGCACACAUUGAAUUGACAACAGGCUGGGCUCUUGGAACAGGGCCUUGUGGCCCAGGAUGUAGCCACCUUGAUAUAGGAACCAAUACAAGUCAAUCUAGGGCAGCAAUUACCCUUAGAGAAGGACCGACGUUCUUUGGAAAAAUGACUUCUGAUUAUACAAAUUUUGGUAUUACGAUGAUUAGAGAUUUAAACAAUUUUGUUCACAGUUCAUUCCAUGAAAAUGUUAUCGCAGUCAGCAUGGCUGGUAAAUGGGAGCAGGAAAAGGCAAUACUGACCUUUCCGCUGUUACAAAACAAAACACAUGAAGAUUUCAACUUCGACGGUGUCUAUUGGAGGAACCUCUCAUUCCAAGGCUCCAAACGCCGGUGGCAUCUUCAAGCAAGGAUACAGUCUCCUAUUCGGAGUGAUACAAAUUCAAGAAACCACUGCCCUAGAGUGAUGGCAAAACCUUUAUAUCGAAUUAAACUCAAUACCACUUCGACGAUACUGAUUCCGAUCAUGGAUAGGGAUGGCGACCUUGUACGAUGCAGUAAAACCGUACACAUUGCAGCCGGAGAAUUCACAUUUUAUACUUUACCCGGUGUAACCGUCCAUGAGAAUUGUACAGUAGAAAUAGCAGCCCUCAGCAGGUAUGGCUACAUUAACAACGACUCGCUAGCUGUUCUGGUCACUGUUUAUGACUUUCCCCGGACUGAUGUGUUAUUUGGCGACCAACUUUACCAGCGAGCAAUGGAUCCGUUCAGUGCAACAAAAAUAGAUUCGUUUGCGGUCAUUAGGAACGAUAAUGAGGCGUAUGACAUAUCGCAAGCAAAAGCUGAUCCUGAUGGCCGAGAACACAUAAAGUUUGCUGAAUUAAAGUGGACCCCGAGUGACUCUGAUGUUGGAUCUCAUUUAGCAUGCAUCACAGCAACCGACCUUAAUGGGCAUGAUUCCGAAGAAAUCCGAUGUUUUAUUAUAAACGUCAACGGGGAAAGAUUUAACAGUUCUGCACAAAUUUCAAACAAGCCAUAUUUUGUCCAUGUGCCCUCAACGUCAGAGUUUGUGAAAUGUCCAAUCGAAGCGACAUGCGUCAUACCAAUAUUCGUCAAAUCUAACAGCAUUGUAAGACAGAUACACGUGCGGAAUGCUUAUGUCCAUAUUGCAAACAUUGGAUUAGUGUCUGAAGUCGUCGUAAAUGGCGAUGUGUUAUAUAAGGCUGACCUGUCAUUCCAACACUCCAAACACGAACAGGUUCAGAUAUGUUUACAGGCGGAAGAUGUUAACAGGUGUGCAACUGACGUUUGCAAUCCAAAUCCAUGUGGGGAUCAUGGGUUUUGUUUUCCCAGCACAAGACCUUACUACUGUUUUUGCUCUGACGACAUGGAGCAUUUCAACGACUACAGUGGAGUGAACUGUGAAAUACGAAGCUAUAUUUACAUCGAAACAAGUGCUCCGAGAAUUAAGAACGACACCGCAUGGCUUGUCAGUCCGGUGGUACGCGACAGGUUAAAUUACACGCAAUGUCUUCGUUUCUGGUACAACAUGAAUGGCGCAAGCAUAGGAACACUUAACGUUUAUCUUCAGGCUGUUGAUGGUACAGACAUUCCUGGUAAACGCAUAUGGUCUUUGGCAGGAAAUCAAGGGCCUGAUUGGCAGUUUGCACAAGUUACAGUUAUCUCUGACUUCGAUUUCAAGAUCGUAAUUGAGGGCACUGUUGGUGACGGGUAUGUUGGAGACAUCGCUAUAGAUGACAUCUAUUUUGCUGGUGGGUCAUGUGAUCUUACUACACCUGUCACCACAACAUCAGCUACAACUGCGCUUUCAACUAGUAGUAACGGAAGAAAGUGUUUUUCAUGCACACAUCUCGGAAUGUCAGAAAAGUGCAAUUCUUUUACUACAUGCCAUUCGGGCUGUGCAAUUGAAACAUAUGUUGAUGGAUAUCCGAGAUAUAACACAGGAUGUCGAAACAUAAGCGAUAAAAACAUCACCAGAACGUGUCUUAAUUACUGUUACUCGGAUUUCUGCAACCACCAAGGAUGUGGCGUUCCAGGACACGGCCUUCGAAGUGAUCGCGGACCUUUGUGUCUAGACUGUGAUGACAUGGAAAAUAUGGCCCUCUGCAAAAGCAUAACUCCUUGCGCCAAGGAUGAAGUUUGCAUUAUCUACGGAAGUCCUUUCACACACUACGAUGGGAAAUGCGUGAGCAAGAACUUCCAGUGCCAGGGCGGGACGUCCGCUGGUGGAAUAUGCCAGUCUUGUUGCGACCAGGAUAUGUGUAACACAAACUGCACCCGACCUGCCGUGGUCUCUAUUGUUGGUUAACAUGAGAUGACCUACUUCCGCAAGGGGAUUCUGACCAAGACAAAUUUAGCACCAACUGUACCCUGUCAUACGGGUCCUUCUUGCAAACACUUUCCUUAUUUGGCGUAAACGGUUUCAUUAAAGAUACUGUAUUCUGGAGCUAUUUGUUUCAUUUAAUACGAAGUAAAAGA